This is a messenger RNA of Scleropages formosus (Asian bonytongue), 1737 nucleotides long. Its product is annotated as mucosal pentraxin-like. Lineage: Eukaryota; Metazoa; Chordata; Actinopteri; Osteoglossiformes; Osteoglossidae. Bases 525 to 1199 code for a protein of 224 amino acids. The transcript is spliced from 4 exons. The record is from RefSeq and is a predicted model, not a curated record.
UCUUCCCACACACCAAAGACAUACAGUUCAGGUUCCCCCGUAGUUUGUAAUUAACAGUAAUACUGGAGGGGACCAGUAAGGUCAAGACUAAGUAAGCCUGAAUCCAUGUAGAUCUUUCUUCAUUUAUUAAUUUAGCUGAUUCCUUUGAGUCAAAAAAUGUGAAUUUUGCAUAUUAAAGGACCAGUAUGUCAGUGGUUUACUCAUUUACAGCAGGGUUUCUUCUCUUCAUGGAGCAAUUAUAAAUAUCAAGUUUGCUCUCAUAAAACACCAUAAGCUGUCACUUUUCUGUAUGUUUUAUUAUCUGAAAAGUGAUAUACUGUAAUUAGCAAUAAUUAUACAGUUUCAGACUCUGUGUGUGUGUGGUUGGGGGGGGGUGCAAAAUGGACCACAAUGUUUAAUGUGCUUAUACCACCAUGGGGAGCCCGUGAGCUCGGGGCUCCACGCGUUCAGUUCGUGUUUUUCAUUUUGCUCAGUGAGGUCAUAUCCUGUUUUUGUCCAAAGAAGGGACGGUUGCAGGGGCGAGGAUGGAGAGGCUCAUUUUUUCUGCUCUUCUGCUCACUAUCUGCCAUAGUGAACCUCAAGAUCUUCAGGGCAAGGUCUUCACCUUCCCAGUGGAGUCUAACACUGCCUAUGUUAAAGUCACCCCGGAUGUGGAGAAGGACCUUCGCGCCAUCACGGUGUGUCUCAGGUUCUUUUCGGACGUCGACAGGGCGCAGAGCGUCAUGUCCCUGGCCGCCGUUUCUCAUAUUAACGGUUAUGGGCUGUACACUCCUUCGACGAGCUACGGUAUCGACGUCUGCGACAGCGCUGCGUUUUUCUGGGGUCUUCCCGUCCAGCUCAACGAGUGGGUGUCCCUCUGCGGGACCUGGGACUCGGCCACAGGGCUGGCCCAGCUCUGGGUGAACGGGAAGCCGAGCUCCAGGAAGGCUCUGAGCGCAGGCAAAGCCAUCGCGGGGAAGCUCAGCAUCAUCCUGGGGCAGGAGCAGGACACGCUCGGCGGGGGGUUCGACAUCAAACAGUCCUUCGUCGGUCAGCUCGCCGACGUCCACAUGUGGGACCACGUCAUCUCCGCCUGUGAGAUCCAGCAGUACAUGGACUCUUUGUCAUUUUCGCCAGGAAAUGUCAUCAACUGGCGCAGGAUGGAGUACGCAAAGUAUGGAGUCGUUUUUGUGGAGGAGAAACAGCCCGGAUCGUGUUGAGAAACGGAGAAAAUACGGCUCGCGAGUCAUACGUUUCUGAAGGGGGGUGUCUUUUAUCGCCGAAAUGCUGCAAAGACACUUCUUCAUUCUCAUUAUUAUUACUAUUAAUUCAUGACUUGUCUUCUGCUUUUCUCCAAAAGGGCUUAACAUCUCAAAUGGAACAAAGAGUGGGUAUUUUUACUGGAGUAAUUCAAGGCAGGCGCCUUACCUUUACAUUUACUUUUUAAAUAUUACAGUAUUUCUAUUUCCUAUCCCUUUCCAGUGAGUAAGAAGGAGUGACAAAGCUUUGAUAUUCAGUAGUCAGAAGGUGGGUGAUCAGCAAUACUAUUGAGCGGAGUUAUAUACAAAUACUGGGGAGGGGGGUCUUUUUGAACACUGGGGGGACAUGUUCCUCUGCCUAAGAAUGAAAGAAAUGUGUUACUGAUUACUAACAUUUUGGCUCGACCCGUAGGAAGAUAAUUAUCCUUAUUCAGUCGCAUUAAAAUGUGCAAAAGUGCAUUGCAAUAUGCAGAAACUCAAUAAAAGCAUUUGCGUAAAA